ACUGGAGGAUAUUAUUUUCGUCUUCCACUAUCCAAAUUUCCCAAAUAUCUUCUGCUGCAGUCUCCUCAACAGCAACUCUGAAGAGUGAAGAUCAAAUGAAGCAAUGAAUUCCCUCUGCAAUUCAUUUGAUUGUUUCUCUCUAAAACCCUAUACUAUACAUAAACCCGACCUUCAUUUCUCUCAUUCUUCCUUUCUCAAUUUUUUCCCUGUAAACCUUAAACACAAAUUUGCUUUCGUCCCUAAACCCACAACAUGCCGAUGCCAACUCACCAUCAAAUCCUGCGCCGCCUCCUCAAGUCACUCCGCCGCCGCUGUAGAAAUCGACAUGGUUAGGAACAGGCAAGGCAUCUACACUCCCAAGCAGAAAAAGGUUGUUGUUUUAUGGGACCUCGACAACAAACCCCCUCGUGGCCCACCGUACCAGGCGGCCAUGGCGUUGAAACAGGUUGCCGGGAAAUUUGGGGAAAUCGUUGAUAUGUCAGCGUUUGCCAACCGCCAUGCGUUUAUUCAUCUGCCCCAGUGGGUUGUGGAAGAGCGGCGGGAAAGGAAGAACAUUGACAUCCUUGAACGGAAGGGAAUCGUUACCCCCUCCGAGCCUUAUGUUUGUGGUGUCUGCGGGCGCAAGUGCAAGACCAACUUGGACUUGAAGAAGCACUUCAGGCAAUUACAUGAACGUGAGCGACAAAAGAAGAUGAACAGAAUGAAAUCUUUGAAGGGUAAAAAGCGGCAGCGUUAUAAGGAGAAGUAUAUAAGUGGGAAUCACAAGUACAAUGAGGCGGCCAGGAACUUGGUUACACCGAAGGUGGGAUAUGGGUUGGCGAGUGAGCUGAGGAGGGCUGGGGUUUAUGUGAAGACAGUGGAGGACAAGCCUCAGGCAGCAGAUUGGGCGUUGAAGAGGCAAAUGCAGCAUUCUAUGAGCAGAGGUAUUGAUUGGUUGUUCUUGGUAUCGGAUGAUAAGGAUUUUGUGGAGAUGUUGAGGAGGGCAAGGGAAGCAAAUUUGGGGACGGUGGUAGUUGGUGAUCGAGACAGGGCAUUAGGGAGGCAUGCAGAUUUGUGGGUGCCGUGGAUUGGGGUGGAAAAUGGGGAUAUCACCGAGAAAGAUUUGGUGCCCCGGAAGAGGGAGGAUGAUGGAUGGUUUUCAGUUUCAGGUUUUGAUGGGGAGGUGGAUGGGGUUGAGGAUGUGAAUUUUGUAUUGGAUGAGCUUGUAGUGGGAAGGACUAAAUUUGGUGGUAUGAGGAUUUCAGUGUUUUCAGAAGGGGAGGAAGAUGAAGAAGAGUGGGGAGCAGAGGAUUUUGACGAAGAUUUCUUUUUGGAGGAUAAUGAGGAUGAUGGGUAUUUCUGAUAGAGUAGCAGCAAAUGUUGAUACUGUUUGAAUGUUGGUGGGCAUUUGGUUCUUGUCAAAGGAGCAUACUUGUGAAUGAUUAUUCAGGUCUGCAGGUAUAUAGUUUCAAAUGCCUGAUUCUUCAUGAAACGAUGGAACAAGAUAUCUAUCUGAUUGUUUAAGUCUGCCUACAAUGUCAGAAGGAUUCAAUUUACUCUCACAAUGUGAACGGAUGCUCCUCGUCUGCAAAAGUAUAAUAAAUGAUGUUUUAAUGAUUGAAGGUGACAAUGUUUUCUUCUUGGCAUGUUCAUCCUACUACAUUUUUCAUGGUCAGCCUGCAAUCUUGUUGGUUGCAAGUAGUAACUUGGAUAAAUAGUUAAGAGACAUUGAAUGUGCUUCAAGAACUGUUACUUGUUGUUUUAGGUCAGCUGAAUUGAUUGCAUUCUGUGUAAAAUUUUAGACCAUAACCUCAGUUUUUUUUUGACUUUUCGACUCAGACUUUAUGAAGUGGGAAAUAGAGGGCAAUAUAAAGGUAAAGGGGUC
Rubroshorea leprosula is the source of this 1864-nucleotide messenger RNA. The record is from the annotation of a GenBank genome assembly. Lineage: Eukaryota; Viridiplantae; Streptophyta; Magnoliopsida; Malvales; Dipterocarpaceae.